Molecule: messenger RNA, 3065 nt
Organism: Tachysurus vachellii
Lineage: Eukaryota; Metazoa; Chordata; Actinopteri; Siluriformes; Bagridae
Gene: klhl7
Product: kelch-like family member 7
Exons: 11
Coding region: 45-1904 (619 amino acids)
Biological process (GO): protein ubiquitination
Cellular component (GO): Cul3-RING ubiquitin ligase complex
Molecular function (GO): protein binding
Source: RefSeq, a predicted model, not a curated record
UCUCCUGUAACAUUGUUGAUGUCCACAUUUCCUAUAGCAGUGAUAUGGACAGGAUGGCCGCCUCCUCCUCCUCCUCCUCCUGCGAGAAACCUUCAGGCCCGAAAAAGAAAAGCGAGAAGAAAAUUGCAUGCAAAGAGGAAUAUAGAUUAUUGUCUAAUAUAAUGGGAAUGAUGAAUAACUUGAGGAAACAGGGGAUCUUGUGUGAUGUUAUACUGGUGGUUCAGGGGAAACACAUCCUGGCACACAGAGUGGUCCUGGCUGCCGCAAGCCACUUCUUCAACCUCAUGUUUACCACAAACAUGAUGGAGGCCACAAACCAUGAGGUGGAGCUCAGAGGUGCAGAACCUGAGAUCAUCGAGCUGCUGGUGGAAUUUGUCUACACGGCCCGCAUCUCUGUCAACAGCAACAACGUCCAGUCUCUGCUGAAUGCUGCUAAUCAGUACCAGGUCGAGCCAGUAAAGAAAAUGUGUGUGGAUUUUCUGAAAGAUCAAGUGGAUGCGACGAACUGCCUCGGUAUCAGUGCGUUGGCUGAGUGUCUUCAUUGUCCCGAGCUGAAGAUUGCUGCGGACGAGUUCAUCUAUCAGCAUUUCACAGACGUGUACAAACUGGACGAGUUCCUGCAGCUGGAUGUGAAGCAGGUCACACAUCUGCUUCACCAGGACACGCUGACCGUCAGAGCCGAAGACCAGAUCUACGACGCUGCCGUGCGGUGGUUGAAGUAUGACGUGUUAAAUCGGCAGAAGUUCGUCGUAGACAUCCUGAGCAAAGUGCGCUUCCCGCUCGUGUCCAAAAACUUCCUGAGUAAGACCGUGCAAGCCGAGCCUCUCAUCCAGGACAAUCCCGAGUGCCUCAAAAUGGUCAUCUGCGGAAUGCGUUACCAUCUCCUGUCUCCUGAGGACAGAGAGGAACUGGGCGAGAGCAGUCGUCCACGCCGCAAGAAACAUGACUUCCGCAUCGCACUGUUCGGUGGCUCACAGCCACAGUCCUGCCGCUACUUCAACCCCAAGGACUACAGAUGGACAGAUAUCCGCUGCCCCUUUGAGAAACGGCGAGACGCUGCUGCCGUUUUCUGGGACAACGUGGUGUACAUCCUGGGAGGAUCGCAGCUUUUCCCCAUUAAAAGAAUGGACUGUUACAAUGUGGUUAAGGACAGCUGGUAUUCCAAACUAGGGCCUCCGAACCCCAGAGACAGUCUGGCAGCCUGCGCAUCCAAGGGCAAGAUCUACACCUCAGGUGGCUCAGAAGUGGGAAGCUCUGCACUGAACCUGUUUGAGUGCUAUGACACUCGGACAGAGACGUGGCAGAACAAACCCACCAUGCUUCAGCCUCGCUGCAGCCACGGCUCUGUGGAGGCGAACGGCCUGAUCUACGUAUGUGGAGGCAGUCUAGGGAAUAACGUAUCCGGCAGAGUCCUCAACAACUGUGAAGUCUACGACCCCAACACAGACGAAUGGAGAGUGCUGUGCGGUAUGAGGGAGGCCAGGAAGAACCAUGGCCUGGUGGUGGCCAACUCGAGGAUCUACGCUGUGGGCGGACAGAACGGCCUCGGUGGUCUGGACUCAGUGGAGUAUUAUGAAAUAGGCAGUAACGAGUGGAAAAUGGCAUCACCGAUGCCGUGGAGAGGUGUGACGGUGAAGUGUGCAGCCGUGGGCUCAAUCAUCUACGUGCUGGCCGGAUUCCAGGGAGUGGGCCGUUUGGGUCAUAUCAUGGAGUACCACACGGAGACGGACAAGUGGGUGAUGCUGAGCAAAGAGCGUGCCUUCCCUGUCACCAGCUGCCUCAUCUGUGUCGUAGACACCUGCGGAGCCAACGAGGAAGAAAUGAGCUCUUUUCAUGAACCUUUACCAUCAACAUCCUCAGCCAAAUCCACAUGUUCAGCUCCUACAGCACACGGAAAAUGCUGAGAUAGAGAAUGAUUGGAAUGGAAUAUUUGUGUAUUUUAUGUAUAGCUUUUGAUGUACAGACUUUUUUAUUAUAUUGUUUUUGUGCAGCUUCCUCUUAAGACGUUUACCAUUAUGAUUUUGUUCUAAUUUCUAAUUCUAAUUUGGGUUGGUUGGUUUGUUUUAUUUGCUAUUUGUUAACCUUUGCUUUUAUAUUCAAGCUUUAAAUGCCUGUUAGAAAUUGUGUUAGUGUCAGUAAAAAAAAUAAUAAUUUUCCAUUUUCUAAUUCAAACAAUACACCACUUUUCACAUAAAAGCAUAAUGAUGCUGUUUUGGUUUUACCUACAGAAGAAAACAGCGAUCAUUUCUCUUUUUUUUAUGUCAUUUCUCCUUCCUUUAUGAAUUUUUUUAAGAAGACGUUUGCACAGAUUUUCAUCAGGAGAGAGAGCUCAUGAUUGUUAUCCUUUGUUUAAGUGAUAUAAAACAGACCCGUUUAUUAUGAAAACUUUGUACGUUCGGUAAAAUAAAUGCAGUUCCUUUUUUUUUGACAAACUGUAAAUUUAUAAUGCACCAUGUUGCAGGGUUAUGUGUAGGUAUGUACUGUAUAUAUGUUGACAGCAAAAGUCAGUAAUAAUAUCCUCAUUUUACCUGAUAGACUAGUAAUUGACGUCGUUACUGAGAAGAGACCAACCCUGUGAGGACAAGGAGGAGAUGUCAACUCCAUGUGGUCUCUGAAGACAACAACUUCCUAAUCAAUACACAAUUGUCAGACUGUAUGUGACUGUAGGCUGCAUUAUUCAUAAUAACACUCUCCGGUGUUUAUAACAGUUUAUAAUCACACACUCCAGGGUCACCCAAAUGAGGAGGAGGUUCCCUUUUAAAUCUGGUUCCUCUCAAGGUUCCUUCCUCUUCCAUUUAAGGGAGUUUUUCCUCACCACGGUCGACUCGGUCAGCUCGGACUUGUUCAUUAGGGAUAAAAACAAACACUUUUAAAUAUAAUUCUAAUAUUAAGCUUUGUAUAAUAUAUAACUUUUUGUACUAUUUUGUAUUAGUGCAGUGGUUAAGGUGUGAUGGGUUUGAAUCCCAGGUCCACCAAGCUGCUACUGCUGGGCCCCUGAGCAAGGCCCUUAACCCUUCAUUGCUCAAGUGUAUAAAUCGAAAUAAAGUGUAAGUCACUCUGGAUAA